ACCCAGCCUGUGAAACAGGAAGAUAACUUGGUCGAAACCCGUAUUAGUAGAAUGAAAACACGGCAGACGGUGGACAAGCUUUACUAGCAAACAGACUGCAGACUGGGAAACAUAAUUUAAUAGAUAUAAAACAGCUGCUCGUGUUGAAGUGUAGUAACGUGGUGAGUUCACAGCAAACAGGGUGUUUUUUUAGCUCCCUGCGUUAGCUUGUUUGCUAACUUUAACACAAAUCCGGAUUGAGAUUCUCCCACAGCUGGGUAGGGUGACAAGUCUCCUUAAAUCACAUUUCAUCAUGGGAUCCAGAGCCUCCACGUUACUCCGAGAAGAGGAAAUUGAAGAAAUUAAGAAGGAGACUGGCUUCUCACACAGUCAGAUCACCCGCCUGUACAGCCGCUUCACCAGCCUGGAUAAAGGAGAGAACGGCACCCUCAGUCGAGAAGAUUUCCAGAGGAUCCCGGAGUUGGCCAUCAAUCCGCUGGGAGACAGAAUCAUCAAUGCGUUCUUCCCUGAGGGAGAGGACCAGGUGAACUUCAGGGGCUUCAUGCGGACCUUGGCUCACUUCCGACCAAUCGAGGACAAUGAGAAGAGCAAGAACGCCGCCGUUAGCGAGCCGCUCAACAGCCGGACGAACAAGCUGCUCUUUGCUUUCCGUCUGUAUGACCUGGACAGAGAUGACAAAAUCUCUCGAGACGAGCUGCUGCAGGUCUUACGGAUGAUGGUUGGUGUAAACAUUUCAGACGAACAGCUUGGCAGCAUUGCUGAUAGGACCAUACAGGAGGCUGACACCAAUGGAGACAACUCCAUUUCCUUCAAUGAAUUCAUCAAGGUCUUGGAGAAGGUGGACGUGGAACAGAAAAUGAGCAUCCGGUUCCUACACUAAAUUGCGUUUCUUUUAUUUUUUUUUAAUUAUGACUAUUACUAUUUUGAGUAGAGCUUCAACUUGUCAGUUGAUUUCAAAACACAACCUCAUCCAGCUUCUCAGCGAGCUGCCGUGUCCCACACUACGAGAACACACCUUUAGACCAAGCGUUAGGUAGAUAAUGUCAUAGAUUCUGCCUCUGCACUGCUCUGUAAACAAAGGGAAAAGUUGUGUGCCUUGGGUUGUUUUAUGCAAUGUCACUAUGUAUUUUUUCCCCCCGGCAAAGGAACAUUAUUUAUUAGUAAACUUUCAGAGGGUCACAGUCAGUACCACUGCUGUUCCACUUUUCACAUGAAAAUAGAUUUUACAGCACAGUACGUUAAAGCUUUUUGCUGUUGCAGUGAGUACCUUUUAUUCUAGGUUUACUCGUGAUGUUUAAUGGAUAGAUGGCACAUGAUGUGUCCUUGUCCAUGUAAAUAUGCAAUGGCUCAAAGCGGACUUGGUAGAUAUGGGAUUUCACUUCAAAACAGACAGUGUUUUUAAAGCUAACAGGAUCUUAUGACUCCUUUUUUUUGACUUGUGUCGGAGCAUUAGUUGACUAAUCGAGUUGUCAAAUGACAGAAAAAAAGCUCUGAGUUUGUCUCUUGGAGCAUAGCAGGACCGGCUCCACAGAUUGUUUUUGUGUUUUACUCACUGAAGUGCCAUGGCAUUGGUUCCCCUUUGUAAGUUAUUAUAUCAACUGAAAAACCAGAACCUAUCGCCAUGUUUGUUUAUUUUUUAUUUUUCAUAUGGGUUAACAUAGCUACUGCCAAUAGAUUGUAAUUAUCUGUUUCAAUUGUUGGACUUGAACCAAAGUGAGUUUGACCCUCUUUUGAAGCCAGUAACCACCACUGAUUCAACAUGUGCAUAAUGUGAUAUUUAAAGAACUACUUAAUUCAGUUACAACUAAAAACUGUGGCUGUAAGAAUGAAAAUUUCACAAAAACAAAUGCUGCUAUCUCUUUGGCUAGUGUGUGUUUAUCUUCCCUAGCACCUGGUCUAUUCAAUUACAAAAUGGUAUCGCUCGGAUUUUGCUGCCACUGUGGCCUGCUUUCCAGAUUGAGUCUUCAAGCCCUGACAGCAGCUAACAGUGUCAGGCCCUGUGAUGGAAAUUGUGCCGUGGACUAGUUAGUUUGUAGACUUAGAACAGCUAAAUCCGUAAUAACGUGCUAUGGUUCUAUAUAUCUAAUCAGUCUUCCUGUGGUUUAGGAAAGUUUGUGUUAAUGUAUGCACUGCUUCAAUAUGUGUCUGCCAAUUUAUUUUCCCACUGAAUAGUUCCAGACGCUAAAAAGAAUCAAAUGCUUUCAUAUAAAUAUAUUUUCUGUACAGGCUAGUGUACAUGAUUUGUGCUAAUGGCUGACCCUUUAAUCUUUAAUGUGGGUUUGUUAAAUCAUAAAAAGAUCACCCUCCAGCAGCUGAGUGCAGGAAAAAGAACAUGAUCAUAUAAUUAAUCAUUAUGUGAUUAUCAUUCAGAUAUGUGUCACAUGUUAUGUGAUGUUGGUAUGGGUAUUAUCAAAGUGAUUCAUGAAUUUAAUUUGAAUAAAUUAAGUGCC
This is a messenger RNA of Anoplopoma fimbria (sablefish), 2450 nucleotides long. It is a transcript of the gene chp1, whose product is annotated as calcineurin-like EF-hand protein 1. Lineage: Eukaryota; Metazoa; Chordata; Actinopteri; Perciformes; Anoplopomatidae. The record is from RefSeq and is a predicted model, not a curated record. Gene Ontology annotation, molecular function: calcium ion binding. Bases 293 to 880 code for a protein of 195 amino acids. The transcript has 7 exons.